Molecule: messenger RNA, 933 nt
Organism: Acanthosepion pharaonis
Lineage: Eukaryota; Metazoa; Mollusca; Cephalopoda; Sepiida; Sepiidae
Source: the annotation of a GenBank genome assembly
AUGGAUGGAGAUAAUAAAGAGGAAGCACUGCAACAAAUUACUUUUUUCAUUGUUAAAUAUUUAGAAAGUAAAAUUGGUAUUUGCAAUGUGAAAUUACAGCAACGUCCUCCAGUUACAAUUGAUGAUCUUUUGUCUUGGGAGCAGAAAAAUUCUUGUUUACUUCCAAAUGACUUGAAAAAUUUUUAUCUCUGCUGUAAUGGCAUGAAACUAACCUGGUCAGUCAAGAUGGACAGUUCUACAGUUCUGCCUUUGGGUUUAAUCUAUUUGCACUCACUGAACCAAAUCAAGCAAAUUGACCAUAAAUUCUACAUCUAUCAAGAAAAAAUUGUGCCUUUUAAUUCAGAUUCAGAAUCAGAUGAUGAUAGUCAAGGCCCAAAUCAACCUUCCUUCCAUCCAUCUUGUCGAAUAUUUGAGCUAGACCCUUGUGAAGAGCUGGGUAAAGUUUGUCUUGUUUUCAGAGAUUGUCAUUUGGGUUGCAGUAAUAUGAAAACAGAAAUAUGGUUUUUGGAUCGAUCACUUCGUUGGCAUUUCCUUGUACCAACAUUUACUUCUUAUUAUAGACUUAUGUUGCUCUAUCUUGGCCUGCCUCAAUGGCAAUAUAUCUUUACUGACAUUGGAUUAUCUAUGCAGGUUAAGCAAUGGUUUAAUUUGUAUGUACCGAGUCGAGUACAAAUGGAAGAGACAUACAACCGAUUACGAGGCCCAGAAGAUAAUGAAAUAGUUGAUGCUUUGGAUCUUCAGAUUUUGACUUUCAAUCAACUUGAUGUUCAAAAAGUAUUCAAAGGAAAAGGAGAUAAAAAGAAGCCCCCGUUGCCUCAGCAAGUCAAUCAAACAAUUAAGAAGAAGACAGCUCAAUCGAGACAAACAGGUUUGAGUGCCUCCAGGUUUGCUUCUAACUCUCAAGCUACAACUUUCAAGAGUGGCAACAGAUGA